This is a messenger RNA of Penicillium canariense, 2397 nucleotides long. RefSeq lists its product as uncharacterized. Bases 1 to 2397 code for a protein of 798 amino acids. The transcript is spliced from 10 exons. The record is from RefSeq and is a predicted model, not a curated record. Lineage: Eukaryota; Fungi; Ascomycota; Eurotiomycetes; Eurotiales; Aspergillaceae. Gene Ontology annotation, biological process: glucan catabolic process. Gene Ontology annotation, molecular function: beta-glucosidase activity.
AUGAUCGUCAAGGGAUUUACUGGCGGGCUGCUGCUUGUGCAGCUCGUCGCCGCUGUUUCUGGAAAGAGCACACCGCUAUACAAGGAUGCUAACGCACCUGUCGAGCAGCGAGUCAAGGAUCUGCUGGGCCGAAUGACAAUUGAUGAUAAGAUGGCUCAAUUGAUGCAAGGCGACAUCACAAAUUGGAUGAACCAAACGUCGGGUGCAUUCAACUACUCUGGGUUGGUGACAAACAUGGAGAUGAAAGCAGGCACCUUCUAUGGUAUUGUUGUCUUUGAAGCCUUCAAUUAUUUCCAAGGUUUCAUAUUAACAAUAUUUCUAGUCGGAUAUCCGGUUGCUUGGGAUUGGAUCGCGGACAAUAUCAAGAGGGCACAGGACUAUCUGCUUCAGAACACCACCCUUGGGAUUCCAGCUCUUGUCCAGUCAGAGGGGAUUCAUGGAUUCUUGGUCGGCAAUGCGACUAUCUUCAACUCACCAAUCGCAUAUGGAUGCUCUUGGAAUAAAGAGCUCGUUCAACAAAUGGGGCAGGUAAUUGCACGAGAAGCCCAAACUCUGGGUGUCAACCAGCUUUUCGCACCUGUGGUUGAUUUGGCUCGCGAGCUUCGCUAUGGACGAGUCGAAGAAACCUUCUCAGAAGACUCAUACCUUGCCGGAGAAAUUGGUUAUAGCUAUGUGAAGGGUUUGCAGAGCAAGAACGUCUCGUCAAUGGUUAAGCAUUUCGCGGGAUUCAGCAACCCCGAACAAGGUUUAAACACUGGACCAGUUCAUGGAGGCGAAAGAGAGCUGCGAACGACCUGGCUGCCGUCAUUCAAGCGAGCCAUCAUCGAUGCCGGUGCCUGGUCCAUCAUGGCAGCAUAUCAUUCAUACGACGGAAUUCCAGCGGUUUCCGACUACCACACUCUCACUGAAAUCCUGCGAGAGGAAUGGGGCUACGACUAUUUUGUUAUGACAGAUGCCGGCGGAAGCGACAGAUUAUGCAGCUACUUCAAGCUUUGUGAGAGUAAACCGCUUGAUAUGGCUUCCGUUACCGAGCAACUUUUAACGGCCGGGAUUGACGUUGAAAUGGGAGGCGGUUCUUUCAACUUCCAAAAGAUCCCCGAGCUGGUGAAGUCUGGUAAGCUUGACAUUGACACGGUAAACACGGCUGUGUCUCGACUACUUCGCGUCAAGUUUGAAAUGGGCCUCUUCGAGAACCCGUAUCCUGCCGCGCCAGAAACUAAAUGGCAUAGCCUGAUCAACAAUGCUGAAGCCAAACAGCUUGCUAGAGAUCUGGACAAGGAAUCGAUUGUGCUCUUGGAAAAUCAUAAGGAGACUCUCCCCUUGAAGAAAUCCGGCAGCAUUGCUGUAAUCGGACCAAUGGCACACGGGUUCAUGAAUUACGGAGACUAUGUUGUAUAUCAAAGUCAAUAUCGAGGCGUCACUCCACUUGAUGGUAUCAAGGCCGCAGUUGGUGGCAACGCUCAGAUCAACUAUGCCCAAGGAUGUGAACGGUGGAGCAACGAUGAGGCAGGGUUCGACGAGGCUGUCGAAGCCGCGAAGAAAUCCGACGUUGCCGUUGUUGUUGUCGGAACAUGGUCCAGGGAUCAAAUGCAGCUCUGGCAGGGCUUGAAUGCAACAACCGGUGAACAUGUUGACGAAGACGACCUGGCCCUAGUAGGCGCACAGGGCCCGCUCAUCAAAGCCAUUGUUGACACCGGCGUGCCGACCGUUGUCGUUCUCUCCAGCGGCAAGCCUGUCACCGACACCUGGCUCUCCAACACGACCUCCGCCCUGGUUCAGCAGUUCUAUCCAUCUGAGCAAGGCGGCAAUGCGCUUGCCGAUGUCUUGUUUGGUGACUAUAAUCCUUCUGGAAAGCUAUCGGUUAGCUUCCCCCGCUAUGUCGGCGAUCUUCCCAUUUUCUACGAUUACCUGAAUUCGGGCCGCUCAAUUGGGGAUUCGGGCUACGAAGCUAGCAACGGGACCCUCGUGUUCGGGCACCAAUACGUUCUCGGCAAUCCACUUCCGUGGUAUCCCUUCGGCUACGGGAAGAGCUACUCUACGUUCGAGUACGGAUCGGUCAGCGUCGAUCGCAGCACUAUCUCUGCUUCAGACAGCAGCGUUACGGUCAGCGUCGAUGUGACAAACACCGACAAGAGCCGGGACGGCACAGAGGUUGUCCAGGUCUAUGUCUCCGAUGACAUUGCUUCGGUGGUUGUUCCCAACCGCGCACUGAAGGGAUUUGAGAAGGUUGUGAUUCCGGCCGGAAAGACCAAGACUGUCAAGAUUCCCAUUCGAAUUGAGGACAUUGGUUUGUGGAACACUCGUAUGCAGUACGUUGUUGAGCCCGGCAACUUCACCGUGUUGGUUGGCAGCAGUUCGGAGGAUAUCAGGGGAAACACUACAUUUACUGUGCGGUAG